Silurus meridionalis is the source of this 598-nucleotide messenger RNA. RefSeq names its product histone H2B-like. NCBI's taxonomy places the organism in Eukaryota, Metazoa, Chordata, Actinopteri, Siluriformes, Siluridae. The record is from RefSeq and is a predicted model, not a curated record. Gene Ontology annotation, molecular function: protein heterodimerization activity; structural constituent of chromatin; DNA binding. Bases 167 to 544 code for a protein of 125 amino acids. The transcript has a single exon. Gene Ontology annotation, cellular component: nucleosome.
CUGGAGAGGAUGGGACCAGGGCGGAGCCUUGUAUGAUGAGGUUUGGAUUUGUGACCAAUAAUACGACUCCUUUCCCUUGUACGUAAUUACAAUGCAGGUCUGUAAAUAGAGAGGCGGCGAGGCGGCCCUUUUUCAUUCUCUCGAAGUUUCCUCGAGAAGCAGCAUUAUGCCCACUGAUCCAGCAAAGACCGCGCCCAAGAAGGGCUCCAAGAAGGCUGUCACGAAGACGGCCGGCAAAGGAGGCAAGAAGCGCAGAAAGUCAAGGAAGGAGAGCUACGCUAUCUACGUGUACAAGGUUCUGAAGCAGGUGCACCCUGAUACCGGCAUCUCUUCUAAAGCUAUGGGCAUCAUGAAUUCCUUCGUAAACGACAUUUUCGAGCGCAUCGCCGGUGAGUCUUCUCGUCUCGCUCACUACAACAAGCGAUCCACCAUCACUUCCAGGGAAAUCCAGACCGCCGUACGCCUGUUGCUUCCCGGUGAACUUGCAAAGCAUGCCGUGUCCGAGGGCACAAAGGCCGUCACCAAGUACACCAGCUCAAAGUAAAGCGUGUUAUCGCCGUCUUUAAGAUAAAAACCAACGGCUCUUUUAAGAGCCACC